This is a messenger RNA of Cooperia oncophora, 738 nucleotides long. NCBI's taxonomy places the organism in Eukaryota, Metazoa, Nematoda, Chromadorea, Rhabditida, Trichostrongylidae. The record is from the annotation of a GenBank genome assembly.
GUGCGCCACAUCGAUCGCGCUCGCGGUGUUUCUGUUUCGAUCAAGCGAACGGUGAACUUUUGUAAUCGCGAUUGUCGCUCUACUUAUUCGUUUCUACUAGUCUACAAAAUGGCUGAAGAGUGCAAUGGUCUUGGAAGUUCUACUACUUCUGUCGUUGAAAAUGCUUUAUUGGAACCUUCAAAUGGCUUUCUGGAGAAGGAGCUGCCAUCUGAAGGGUGUUCUCCUGCUCCAUCAAACUGUUCAUUCAUCAGUGAACAAGAAGUUCAUGAAGGAGGGCUUAUUCAUAGGCAAUCACCAUUCCUCAAUUUCAAUCAGGCAUCUCCAAAUGCUUUUUGUCCUUUUCCCCGGCCUGACUUCUUGAACAGUUCCAUUGCCGAUUCCGAAACUUCCUCCCGUUCUUCGUUGGAUGGUUCAUUUCUUUCGAAAGAAUCCUCAUCUGAAGGGAUGGAAAAGUUCCGCGCUCAACGGUCUACACGAAAGUUGUCAUCAUCAUCGAGCGAUUCGGACGGCAGUGAACUAACAGUGGGUGGUGGAUCAAUAGAUGGUGAUGAACCAGUCGUAAGAAAAAUGAGCAAGACUAAAGCGGCAGAGUCUAAUUUGCCUGUAGCUCGAAGAUUGGACGCUCCAAGAGGACGAAUUGCCAACAUUCGUCGUGAAAGUGACUGUUCACUCAAUAAUGAGGUAGCGUUUGACCACAUUACAUUUUUUCUUUGGGAUAGCUCGCUCAUUCUAUCCUAA